Molecule: messenger RNA, 1491 nt
Organism: Cucurbita maxima (winter squash)
Lineage: Eukaryota; Viridiplantae; Streptophyta; Magnoliopsida; Cucurbitales; Cucurbitaceae
Product: homeobox-leucine zipper protein HAT5-like
Exons: 4
Coding region: 428-1291 (287 amino acids)
Biological process (GO): positive regulation of DNA-templated transcription
Cellular component (GO): nucleus
Molecular function (GO): DNA-binding transcription factor activity, RNA polymerase II-specific; sequence-specific DNA binding
Source: RefSeq, a predicted model, not a curated record
AAAUUCAACUUUUAGGUAGCGAGAAAGCACCUGGAAAGCGAUCGAUUGGGGGAAAAGAACGGAGUCGCGCCGUCGUCUCGUCUCGCCGGAACUCGAAUCUCCGGCCGCCUCUGUUUCCUCUUUCCGAUUUAAUCUCCUUUCAUCGGAACUCUCCUAUCUCCGAUUACGAUCGUCAUCAGAAUCUGUGAAAAAGGAAUUGAAAAUUAGAAGGCAUGGUGGGAUUUUUCGCGAUUCAGUUAGAGAUUUCCGCUAGGUUACUCUGGACUACCAGCUUCUUCCGCCAUAAGCGAUCGUGAUAAUCUUUGUUCUUCCUUGUUUCGAGAUUACUGUUCUGUUUGUGUUUAACAUUUAGGUUAGUACUAAAUCAUCAAAUUUCAAAUUCCAUACAACUUCCACUUCUACACCGCCGGAAUUGGACGAAAUUUGAAUGGAAUCCGGCCGGUUCUUGUUCAAUCCCCCGGCUUGCGGCGGCAACAUGCUUUGCCUUGGCGGGGCCGGUGGUGGCGAUCGUUUUCUGCGAGAAGGAAGAACAAUGAUGAGCAUGAGCAUGAACAUGAGCAUGCAAGAGAGUUCAAAGGGGAGACCGUUUUUCAGAUCCCCUGAUGAUCUUUACGACGAUGAAUAUUACGACGAGCUUUACCCCGAGAAGAAGCGCCGUUUGGCCAAUGAGCAGGUUCAAAUGCUGGAGAAGAGUUUUGAGGAAGAGAACAAACUGGAGCCAGAGAGGAAGUCCCAACUAGCCAAGAAGCUGGGGCUGCAGCCAAGGCAGGUGGCCGUGUGGUUCCAGAACCGCCGUGCCCGGUGGAAGACGAAGCAACUCGAAAGGGACUAUGAUGUUCUUAAAGCUUCAUAUGAUUUGCUUAUGUCAAACUAUGACUCCAUUGUCAAAGAGAAUGCGGUGCUUAAAUCUGAGGUGGCUUCCUUGACUGAGAAAUGUGUAGCUAAAGAGCUUGAUGGAGGAGAAGCACCAAUUCCAUGUACGACUUCGGAGCCUCUUCGAGCAGACACUGCCCACGUCUCUGCCCCACACUCCGGUGGCUCCGGGAGAAAGGCUGAAGAUCGUCUAAGUUCAGGGAGCGAUAGCAGUGCAGUGAUUGACGAUAAUUGUCUACAACUCAUCGACAGUGGCGAUUCUUACUUCCCGAGUAAUGAGUAUCCUCUACCUCCUGGGCUGCAAAUGGAACAUGAUGACAGGAAUUAUAAUAGCAAUUACUUGUUCUCAGAUAUGUUUGCAGAAACAAACCAACAGAACCAGGAGGGGGGGCCUCCAGCUUGGUGGGCAUGGCCUUAGGAUUGAAUGUUCUUCAACUUGUUACAGCUUGAUGAUGCUUAUACAAAAUGUUUGAAAGUUCAUAUUUACUUGUUUGUAAUGAAUAAAGUUUAGGUAGAAACGUCUACUUGACACUAAAAUGUCAUAGACGUAUAGAUACUCUGGAUGCCUGUGUUUUCAAUUCAUCAUGAAAUAGAAAUUGAAAGUUGUUGUAACGAUCC